Pipistrellus nathusii (Nathusius's pipistrelle) is the source of this 1194-nucleotide messenger RNA. Lineage: Eukaryota; Metazoa; Chordata; Mammalia; Chiroptera; Vespertilionidae. The record is from the annotation of a GenBank genome assembly.
AUGAACUGCAUGUCAGAUUUCUUCACCUACGAGACCACCAAGUCUGUGGUUGUGAAGAGCUGGACCAUUGGGAUCAUCAACCGGGCGGUCCAACUUCUCAUCAUCUCCUACUUUGUGGGGUGGGUUUUCCUGCACGAGAAGGCGUACCAGGUUCGGGACACGUCCAUUGAGUCCUCGGUGGUAACCAAGGUGAAGGGCUUCGGACGCUACGCCAACAGAGUCAUGGAUGUGUCUGACUAUGUGACACCACCCCAGGGCACCUCCGUCUUUGUCAUCAUCACCAAGAUGAUCGUCACGGAAAACCAGAUGCAAGGGUUCUGCCCCGAGAGCGAAGACAAGUACCGCUGUGUGUCCGACAGCCAGUGCGGGCCUGAGCGCUUCCCGAGUGGGGGGAUCCUCACCGGCCGCUGCGUGAACCUCAGCUCCGAGCUCCGCACCUGCGAGAUCCAGGGCUGGUGCCCUGCCGAGGUGGACACGGUGGAAAGGCCUGUCAUGAUGGAAGCUGAGAACUUCACCAUUUUCAUCAAGAACAGCAUCCGCUUCCCUCUCUUCAACUUUGAGAAGGGGAACCUCCUUCCCAACCUGACCGCCGCCGACAUAAAGACCUGCCGCUUCCACCCUGACAAGGCCCCCUUCUGCCCCAUCCUGCGGGUGGGGGAUGUAGUCAAGUUUGCGGGGCAGGACUUUGCCAAACUGGCCAGCACGGGCGGGGUCCUGGGCAUCAAGAUCGGCUGGGUGUGCGACCUGGACAAGGCCUGGGAGCAGUGCAUCCCCAAGUACUCCUUCACCCGGCUCGACAGUGUUUCUGAAAAGAGCAGCGUCUCCCCAGGCUACAACUUCAGGUUUGCCAAGUACUACAAGCUGGAGAAUGGCAGCGAGUACCGCACGCUCCUGAAGGCCUUUGGCAUCCGCUUCGAUGUGCUGGUGUACGGGAACGCAGGCAAGUUCAACAUCAUCCCCACCAUCAUCAGCUCCGUGGCCGCCUUCACCUCUGUGGGAGUGGGGACUGUCCUCUGUGACAUCAUCCUGCUCAACUUCCUGAAGGGGGCCGACCAAUACAAAGCCAAGAAGUUUGAGGAGGUGAACGAGACGACGCUGAAGGUCGCUGCCUCGGCCAAUCCAGUGUUCCCCAGCGACCAGACCCCAGAGGAGAAGCAGUCCACUGACUCGGGGGCCUUCUCCAUCGGCCACUAG